AUGCGUCCCUAUGCAGGACCCCCCCUUCCCCAGGUGUCCUUCUCCAUGGUGACACUGGCCGUCGCCGCACUCUGUCUGCCUUACUCUGCCUCACUCGGACUAUUCCAGAACAUCUCAGGUGUCUAUCUGGGGGCCAAGAUUGUGGAGGAAGCUUUAAGAAGAGCUGUUGAAUUAACUGAUGCUGCCUAUGCUCAUACCAGGGAAAGAGUGAAGAUGACUCUGUCAGAAGGGGCUUUGAGGUCCAGUGAUCUACUUGCCCAGUUCAAACAGACCGGGCCUAUGACCAGGACCCAGAUCAGGGCAGCAGAGCUGCUAGACAUCACAGUAGAACUGAUCAGGGAGAUGGUCUACACCAACGCCAUGACCCAGCCCAACCUCACUGAGCUGCUGAGUCCGGCUGACGUGGAGCCUCUGCUGCAGGCCACCGGCUGCUCCUCUGAGCUGAUGCGUCCGCGGUGUGACACGGGCUGUCUGAGCCGGCGCUACCGCUCCUUCACUGGGGAGUGCAACAACAGACAGCACCCUAAGUGGGGGGCUGCCAACACUCCUUACUCUCGCUGGCUGCCACCGGAGUACGAGGAUAUCAGAGGGGUUCCCAGAGGAUGGGACCCUGAGCACACGUAUCACCACUUCACCCUCCCCCCCGUGCGCUUGGUGUCCCAAGAGGUGCUCUACACCCACAACGACAACAUCUCUCUGGACUCCACUCUGUCGCACCUGCUGGUGGAGUGGGGCCAGUGGAUUGACCAUGACCUGGCCCUGACCCCGCAGAGCCCCAGCACAUCUGCCUUCAGGACGGGAGCAGACUGCACCCGCACCUGCAGCCGGGACACCCCCUGCUUCCCCAUCGAGAUCCCUUUAUCAGAUCCUCGUUCUGGGAUCCAGGACUGCAUGCCUUUCUUCCGUUCCGCCCCGAGCUGUGUUGGAGGACCACUGCCCCAGCGCCACAGGGAGCAGCUGAAUGCCAUCACUUCCUACGUAGAUGCCAGUAUGGUGUAUGGCAGCUCCCCCUCCCUGGCUUCUGCCCUGCGUGACCUGUCCUCUCCUCUCGGCCUACUGGCCGUCAACCCCCAGCACUCAGACCAGGGCCUUUCCUACAUGCCCUUCCUGCCUCGCCUGCAGCCCCACCUGGACCCAUGCGGACCUCGCCGAGGGCUCAACGCCACUGCUGCAGGCACACCUGACAUCCCUUCACUCUGGAAGAACAGGACUUCGUGCUUCCAAGCUGGGGAUUCACGGGCCAAUGAGCACCUGGGGAUGAUCGCUUUGCACACGCUGUUCCUGAGAGAGCACAACAGGCUGGUGAGAGAGCUGCACCUGCUCAACCCUCACUGGAGCCCUGACACUCUCUACCAGGAAGCUCGGAAGAUCAUGGGGGCAAUACACCAGAUCCUAACAUGGGAGCACUACUUGCCGCGGGUGCUGGGUGUAAAUGCCACCUCUGACCUCGUGCCCAAGUACAAGGGCUACAAUCCUGAGGUGAACCCCAGCAUUGCCAACGUCUUCUCAGUCGCUGCAUUCCGCUUUGCCCACGUCACAGUACAGCCAAUCGUAGCGAGGCUAGGUCCUGGCUACAGCCUCAGCUCCCAGCAUCCUCCUCUCCCUCUGCACGACUCGCUGUUUGCUUCCUGGAGAGUCAUCCAUGAGGGGGGGAUAGACCCUGUCCUCCGUGGCCUCUUGCUGUCUCCAGCAAAGCUCCAGAUGCCAGGGCAGAUGAUGGUGGAGGAGCUGACUGAAAGGUUGUUCCAGGCCCAGGGAGGAAUGCCUCUGGACCUUGGGUCACUGAACCUCCAACGUGGCCGGGAUCACGGCAUGCCUGGAUACAGCUCAUGGCGACGUUACUGUGGCCUAGUGGUUCCAAACACCACGUCGGACCUAGCCAACAUCUUGGGGAACCCCAGUCUGGCCCACAAGUUCCUGCUCCUGUAUGGAACGCCCCAGAACAUAGACGUGUGGGUCGGGGCCAUUUCAGAACCGGCGCCCCCUGGUGGCAGAGUGGGCCCACUGCUGUCCUGUCUGCUGGCCAAACAGUUUCGAGACUUGAGAGAUGGUGACAGGUUCUGGUGGGAGAGAGAGGGCGUCUUCACCAGCGCGCAGAGGACGAGCCUCAAGGCAGUCUCCCUGUCACGCCUCAUCUGUGACAACAGCCACAUCACCCACGUCCCUGCGGACCCCUUCUCCCUCACUGUCAGCCCGGGGAACAUGCUGGCCUGCAGCCACCCCCUCAUCCCUCAGCUGGACCUGAGCGCCUGGAAGGAACCUGACUCAGGUCUCAGCUGUGGCCCAGUGCCCAGGCUACAGUCCGGUUUCUAUCUUCUGUGUGACUCGAUGGUUCUUUACGAGUGUCACGCAGGCUUCCGUCUCAUUGGUCCGUCCUCAGUCACAUGUGACUCCAGCAGCCAGCAGUGGAAUCCUGCUGCUCCCACCUGCCAAGAUAUUAACGAAUGUAUAGAACAGCCCUCAUCGUGCCCCGAAACUAUGGAAUGCACCAACGCCCCAGGUUCAUUCAUUUGUACAGAUCCUCCCUCCAUAUCCACUGUCUCCGUGGUUUCUGCGGUGAUGACCGUGGUCGGAGGGGUGGCUAUGUUGGUGCUGAUGAUGAUCUGUUACAGGAGAUAUUUUUCAAAGAAGGAGCAGGUGGAUGCUAAUUGUUGUAAAGAUGACAGAUAACCUGUUUUAUUAACUUUUUACCAUACAAAUUUGAUAUUAUAUUUUGUAUAUUGCUUUAAAGGGUUUAGGGUCACCAUGAAAAGUGUGUACCGGUACUCAUUUAAUGUCAUUAAAAAAAAAGUAUUGUACAUGCUACGUCAGCCUUGGCUGUGUUAUUCUGAUUACUACACUGCUGUUUAUUAGGGCAUUGUGAGUAGUACUAGUAAGCUAACUUCAUAAAAAUUAACAAACUUGGACCUAAGUAUAAG
Osmerus eperlanus (European smelt) is the source of this 2918-nucleotide messenger RNA. It is a transcript of the gene epx, whose product is annotated as eosinophil peroxidase. Gene Ontology annotation, molecular function: heme binding; calcium ion binding; peroxidase activity. Gene Ontology annotation, biological process: response to oxidative stress. Lineage: Eukaryota; Metazoa; Chordata; Actinopteri; Osmeriformes; Osmeridae. The record is from RefSeq and is a predicted model, not a curated record. Bases 1 to 2670 code for a protein of 889 amino acids. The transcript is spliced from 17 exons.